GGGGACAUGGCCGCUGUGGUGGCUUGUGCUGGAGGGCAGCUGCGGGGCUUGCUGGGUGGCCCUGCGGCAGCUGCUCUGUGUCUGGAGAGGGAUCUCAGGGCUGUGCUGACAAAGCAAGCCUUCCGCCUUCCUCCCCCUCUUCCCGGGCCGGGCCUGUCGCGGCGGUGGUGACGCAAAGAGGACGUGCUGCGCCGCCACCGCCGCCGUCCUGGAGGCCUCAGCGGGGUAGCCUUGGGAGAGGCACUGGUGGCAGGUCCUCGCCAGGGCCCGGUGUCCUUGGCUCGGCGCGGUGUCCUGUCGAUGGUUGGGCGAGGGGGUGUGAGGAGCCGGCACCCUGCCUUUGGCAUCCUGGUUGUUACUUUCUGCAUUGAAGCAAUACUGGGGCAAAAAUUGUGUCCUAAGGAGAUGGAAAACUACGUGGCAUCUAUGGUGCUGAGUGCACUUGGAGACACGCUGGGCUAUUACAAUGGGAAAUGGGAGUUCCUGCAGCAUGGCCCAACCAUCCACAAGGAGCUGGCGGAGAUGGGGGGACUCAGCAACAUCAGCAUCAAAGGCUGGAAAGUCAGCGAUGACACAGUGAUGCACCUGGCCACAGCCGAAGCGCUGGUAGCUGCUGGGAAAAAUCCACGUUUAGAGCAUCUCUAUUCCCUGAUUGCAAAGAACUACAAGGAGUGCAUGAAUGACAUGAAAGGCCGAGCUCCAGGUGCCAUGUGUCAGAAAAAUGCUCUGAAGCUGGAGCCGGGGAAGCCGGAUGGCUGGAGGAUCCCCUUCAGCCCCAAAGGCGGAGGCUGCGGGGCUGCCAUGCGCUCCAUGUGCAUCGGCCUGCGCUUCCACCGCAGCGACGAGCUGGACACCCUGGUGCAAGUCAGCAUCGAGAGCGGCCGGAUGACCCACCACCAUCCCACCGGCUACCUGGGGUCCCUGGCCUCGGCCCUCUUCACGGCUUUCGCGGUGAACGGCGUGCCCCCCCCGGCCUGGGGCAAGAGGCUGCUGGAGGUGCUGCCGCACGCCAAGGCCUACGUGCGGGACGCCGGCUUCUUUGUGGAGGAGAACAUGGGGCAAUGGUAUUACUUCGAAGAGCAAUGGAAAAAAUACCUGGCGGAGAGAGGCAUCUUGGAUGGGGUCUCGCCGCCCACCUUCCCCUCCAAGUACGGCGUGGAAGAGAGGGACUCCUUCUACACCUCCCUCAGCUACGACGGCUGGGCGGGCAGCAGCGGGCACGACGCCCCCAUGAUCGCCUACGACGCGCUGCUGGGUGCGGGGGACUCCUGGACAGAGCUGGCCCACCGGGCCUUCUUCCACGCGGGAGACAGCGACUCCACUGCCGCCAUUGCGGCCUGCUGGUGGGGGGCCAUGCACGGCUUUCGGGGGGUCGCCGCCUCCCUCUAUGCCCCUCUGGAGUACAGGGAACGCCUGGAGAAGGUGGGCAAGGAGUUGUACCACCUCACCUAGGUGGGGGUGGCAGGACCACCCCCCCGGGAAGCAUGCUUACGCCACCUGCUGCCUUUUGCUUAACGUACGUGAACGUAAACCUGUGUGAGGCUCGCGUUUUCUGCUUGGGUGUGCUGGCGUGUGGCAGGGAGGCCACCGUGGGGUUUGGGAGUGUUGUGGGGGGAGCAUCUGUAGCAUUAAAAGCUCUCCUUUGCACAGUGAUUAUAGCAGAUGCAGCCCAAGACAACCUGCUAGGAGAGAGGGAGGGAGCAAACAGCCAGCUGCCUCAGGGACAAGAGAGUUUUCUCGUGAUUAUUUUAGUGGACGGUUAUUUUUUUGUUCUAAAUAAAUACUCAGAGAGGGA
Oxyura jamaicensis (ruddy duck) is the source of this 1795-nucleotide messenger RNA. RefSeq names its product ADP-ribosylarginine hydrolase (gene ADPRH). NCBI's taxonomy places the organism in Eukaryota, Metazoa, Chordata, Aves, Anseriformes, Anatidae. The coding region runs from base 301 to 1452 and encodes 383 amino acids. The record is from RefSeq and is a predicted model, not a curated record. Gene Ontology annotation, molecular function: magnesium ion binding; ADP-ribosylarginine-[protein] hydrolase activity. Gene Ontology annotation, biological process: protein de-ADP-ribosylation. The transcript is spliced from 4 exons.